AACAAACAUCACAUCUCGACGUCCAUUACCAUCCGCCGCAAUCGCAAUCCUCCUGCUCAUCACCCUCCUCCUCGCAGCCGCAUCAAUCUCGCAUCCCUAGUCAAGGCGCAUAUACACCACCUCAGCCCCUCUCCAUGACAUUCUCACCUUUCCUCAUCACCUGACCCCUACAAAUAAACCAAAACGCGAGAGCUGUUCUAGCUUCUCCCCCCUCUCUGCGCCUCAGAGGCAGCGAGGUCGCUUGUCUUCUGCCUGUCCGGUAGCAGGUCAACUAUCUUUCGAGCAUGGCGCACCAGACAGGUGCCAACAUCCUUGCCUCUUCCUCGAUGACUGGCGAGACGCCCCUGUCUCCGCCACCUUCUUCGCCAUGGAGGAGGUCAAGGACUCCGCGACUGAAGCGAAGGAGGUGUGAUGAGACUCAUUCGGCGGAAGAAGGGACGAUUCCAUCAUCCCUGUCAUUGCCGUCAUCCUCGAGAAUGACUCAGCCAUCCGCGAGACGCACCUUUCUGGUAGCUCUUAUCCUUACCCUGUCUCUUGGUCGUACGGCCGCUGGGGUGCAGCCAUCGCAAGACACCCCCACCCCUCAACCUCCCUCAGUAGCAUCGCAGCCUCUCCUCUCUUCUGUCAAGGGUCUCCGGCUCAACACUGAGCGUGACUCGACACAUCGCCUCCACCCAGCCAAGGUUCAUGGCACCCUACAAUAUAGCAGCAUCAGCAACGACCCCGACGCUUCCACCAAGGCAACAUCAAUAGUCUCGGCUCCCCACUCUAAGAAUACCUCCGCCGCCGUCUUCACAUUUGCCAAUUCGAGACAUCAGUACAACAGCAGAAUUACCAACAGCAACGGUCGUGGUCGUGGGUCGGACGGAAGCCAGUCCUCCGCUUCACCUUCUGCCUUGUCGGAGCAGCAGCCUCCCAAUCGCCUGGCCUUUGCCUACCUGGAGGACAUGGGCUUGAAGAAUCGAUUGCCGUUCAAGUCUUCUAUGCCGCGAGCUGGCGAGUCGUGGAAUGAGGCGGGCUUGAGACCCAACAUUGAUCCCAGACUGCCGAGCAUCUAUCGCAACGACAAGGGCGAGAGUCGAGAAUCUGGGAAGAGCAAGGAUAGAGAAGAGGACGCUCUUGCCGAGGACGAGGACGUGUGGGGAUCAGAGGGGCGGGACAAGGCCCAAGAUUGGACGCAGGCCUCACAGGAAGGUCGGCAGCAGUACCAACAGCUACAAAAAGGAGGCGCUCAAGACUCAAUUGCUCGGCCCAUCACCAAGCCUAUCGGGAAAGGCCCUUACGGAUCGAUCCCGCCUUCGCAAGGAUUGAAAGGUCUGCAAGUAGAUGAGGCUGUUGUGGUGGGGACUGUACCAACAGAAGCUGAGGAUGGGGCCGAAGUCUCUGACCCGGACCUCCUCGACUCUCUGUCUGCAGUGACGGAUUCCGUCGCCUCUGGAGGGACAGCCGGAGCGAAUAGCAUCACGCCCGAAGUGCUGAGAUGGAGCAGUCUUCUGAUCAAUUCUGGGAGGAUGAUGUUGAGCUGGAUCAAGAGGGCGCAGAAGGAUGAGCAUGGCAUCGCCUUGACGAUGUUGAUGCCAAAAGUCUCGAAGCCGGUCAUUGCCCGAAGGCCUUGGAUUCCCAAUGACUCAAAACGGGACUUCGUACUCCUGACGAUCGCGACAAUAGCCGUCUGUGGCGCCCUCUGCAUCCUCUGGAACUCGCGCGUAUCGCCCGAGGAGUUUGAGCGGGCCCGACGUCACAAGGAGUAUGCCGCUGAUGCGGCCGCCAAGGACGCAGCAGACAUCAUCUACGAAGAGCACGAGGAAAACCUACCCACUGGUCUGUCCUCCUCCUCGCGGCCAGUCCCUGGGUACAGCCGAAGUCGAGCUGGAGGGUCGACUAUGAGCAGGAGACCGAGAGCGGCUGGUCCAGAGGACACACACGGUGCCCUGCAGAGCGAGGAUAGUGACGGAGAGUAUCUUCAAUUGACGCUGGACAGGAGACAUGGAGCCUCGGUUCCACCAAGAGGAAUGAGGAGAGGUAGCUUGCUCGGUCCCACCACAAGUCCAGUUAUCUCUAUCAGUAAGACGGGCAACGAGGGCCUGUUCUCCUCUUGGCUCAAACCACUCUACAGAUGGUACGGACGGCGGGACUCCAACGCAGAAGUUGUCCUCCCUCUCUCGAGCGAUCUCAGCAGGAGCUCAACGCCCAAUCCUCUCCUGCAAACCACUGCUCCCGGCUCGGACGCAACCUUGAACGCCAUGGGUGGGGGAGCCGGGCGGCGUUCACGCAGCAACAGCAUUACGAGAAAGUGGAAGCUCCAAGCGCCCAAUCUGCCACGGCAGCAGUCUUCUGUCAAUCUCCUUCCCGCAUCGAUGGACUCUCGUACCUCCUCGUCCUCUUCGCUGCAGUCCCUCGCGCAGAUCGUACCCUUCCGGUCUAUCACUCCCCAGCCCGCCACUUCGCGUCAGCGGGAGCGAGAACGGGAGAAGAGACGCAUGACCAUGCUGGAAGUGGAGCGCAGGGGCUCGGUCGCCUCUGGCACGUCUGGCCGGUCUGGGUACGAGACUUUGGACAGAAUGGAGAAUGGCAAAGGAGAUUACGUCCACGAUCCACAAGAUGACGCAAGUGGAUCGAGCAGCGCCAGUGGAAGUGUCAGUGGAGAUGAGCCGGGCAUGCUGAGGAGGCCGGCGAGUUUCACAACACAGGGAGCUUGGACUGAGGCGCUCCCCGCAGUAGGAGCAGCAGGGACGGUCUCGUCAUUGCCGGCACCGUCUUCAAGCAGCAGCAGUAGCGCGAGCCGUACACAACAUCCUCCUACUGCCAACGGCCACGCAGCCGUCCGCCUCGCCCCACCUAUGUCCACAAUCGACUCCUCACCCCGCAUAGGCAGUGGGGAGAGCACUCCGCGCGCUUCGGAUCUGCAAAGGGAAAGUGGAAGUGCGAGUGGGAGUGGCAGUAGCAGUGCGACUAGUGGGAACACCUACUUUGCUGCUUCGCACGCGAAUGUACAUGGGCUUGGACUUGGGCGAGGCUAUCGCUCGACAGCAGACGAUGCUCAGCAAGAAGGCUCGGAGGCAGGAGCAGUGGCAAAGUCAGAGAAGGGCAGUCAUCCCGCUAUACCCCGAGUGGCCAUCGAUGGGGACCCUUUGCACGCAAGUCUGAAACUAAGUGAGGCGGAGGAGGAGACCUCUCGCGGCAAGGGCAAAGAGAGGCAGCUCGAUCGACCCUGAAGCACGAAUCUUCGAUUGCCGAUUGGGUGGGUGUGUGGGCCUGCUUGACGAUAGUCUGAAUGUAGGCCAUUGUUUAUAAUCUCCCAGCUCGAGCUCCCAUGAUUCUCUCUUCCAGCAUCAUCAUCAUCAUCAUCAUGGUCUCCGCCUUCGACUACGCAUGUCUCCUAGUGGCGUCUCGACUUGUCUAUAUAUAUAUCCGUCUUCUCGUCCCUUUGCUUAUCCUCGUCCCCAUUCCCGUCCCCGUCCCCGUCCCCGUCCCCAUCCACAUCUCGUUCUGAGUGAUCGUUGCAUCAUCUCCUCUCCGAAAUGAAAGCAGUGGCUUC
This is a messenger RNA of Microstroma glucosiphilum, 3538 nucleotides long. RefSeq lists its product as hypothetical. The transcript has 2 exons. The record is from RefSeq and is a predicted model, not a curated record. NCBI's taxonomy places the organism in Eukaryota, Fungi, Basidiomycota, Exobasidiomycetes, Microstromatales, Microstromataceae. Bases 285 to 3215 code for a protein of 976 amino acids.